Molecule: messenger RNA, 3972 nt
Organism: Erinaceus europaeus (western European hedgehog)
Lineage: Eukaryota; Metazoa; Chordata; Mammalia; Eulipotyphla; Erinaceidae
Gene: ZNF367
Product: zinc finger protein 367
Exons: 5
Coding region: 1-1599 (532 amino acids)
Biological process (GO): homophilic cell-cell adhesion
Cellular component (GO): cell-cell junction
Molecular function (GO): ionotropic glutamate receptor binding
Source: RefSeq, a predicted model, not a curated record
AUGGCGAGGCAGAACGGACCCGCGCGCAGGAUUGACCCCGCCCCUUUUUGCUGGCAAGAAGUUGCGGGCCGGCCAUUGGCUCGCGUCACCUGUCACUCGCCGCUGCGGCCAGCGGGCAGGGGCCUCGCGGUGAUUGGUUCCGCCCAGGCGCGAAAUGUAACGCGGGAAAAGCCGGAGCUGGGACCGCUGCGGCAGGUUGUUAUUUUCGGGGGGCUCGGCUCCGCGGGGUCCAGCUUUCCUGUCACCUCAAGACAGGUCGUCUGCUCCUUUCCGCCUCUGCAGCCUGCUGCGUUGGGGCUGGGGGAGUCCACAGAGCGGAGGGCGGGCUCGGUCCGGAAUUGGGGUUCGGCCCUGACCGCCCGGUGCCAGCCGAGCCACUCCGCGUCGCUGCGCUCCUUCCCUGGCGACCGCGCAGGGAGAUUCCGGGAAACGACCGUCUGCCAUGAGCCCGCGGGACUGAGAGCCGGAGACUCAAGAGCAGCGCGGGCGUGCGGAGCGACAGACCGGACCCGGGUUCAGGGAGUGCGACCCGCCGCCCCCGGAGCUGCGGACCGGAGACGGCCGGUGACCCGGGGCAUGGAGGCACCGAUGGCGGACAGCCCGCCCCAGCCCGUCAUCUUCUGCCACGACUCCCCGAAGCGGGUGCUCGUCUCAGUCAUCAGGACGACCCCGAUCAAGCCCACGUGCGGCGGCGGAGGGGAGCCCGAGCCGCCGCCGCCGCUCAUCCCCACCAGUCCCGGCUUCAGCGACUUCAUGGUGUACCCGUGGCGCUGGGGAGAGAAUGCGCACAACGUGACGCUUAGCCCCGGGGCUGCGGGGGGCUCCGCCUCGGCCGCUCUGCCCGCCUCCGAGCACUCGGGGCUUCGGGGUCAGGGCGCGCCCCCGCCGGCCGUUUCUGUCGCCGCCGCCGCUUCGGGAGGUGAGGACGAGGAGGAAGCGAGCAGCCCCGACAGCGGCCACCUCAAGGAUGGAAUCCGACGUGGUAGACCCAGAGCAGAUACUGUCCGUGAUUUAAUUAAUGAGGGAGAGCAUUCGUCUAGCAGAAUCCGGUGUAACAUCUGUAAUAGGGUUUUUCCAAGGGAGAAAUCACUCCAAGCUCACAAAAGGACUCAUACAGGUGAGAGACCCUAUCUGUGCGAUUAUCCAGACUGUGGAAAAGCCUUUGUUCAAAGUGGACAGCUCAAAACACACCAGCGUCUUCACACCGGAGAGAAACCUUUUGUUUGUUCAGAAAACGGCUGUCUAAGCAGAUUCACCCAUGCCAACCGCCACUGUCCAAAGCACCCUUAUGCUAGACUGAAGCGAGAGGAGCCCACAGAUGCACUGAGUAAGCACCAGGCUGCGGACAACCAGGCUGCUGCUGAAUGGCUGGCAAAGUAUUGGGAAACAAGAGAGCAGCGGACCCCUACCUUGAAAGGAAAGCUUGUUCAGAAGGCUGAUCAGGAACAGCAAGACCCUCUCGAGUACCUCCAAUCUGAUGAGGAGGAUGAUGAGAAGAGGUGUGCCCAGCGCCGGCUACAGGAGCAGCGGGAGCGCCUGCAUGGAGCCCUUGCUCUCAUAGAGCUUGCCAACCUGACAGGAGCCCCAUUCCGUCAGUAGCCUGAAUACUGACUCUUCCACUGUAGAAAAAUACUGCCCAGCUUACUUAAAAAGUAGAUCCUUGGGCAUAAGCUAAGCACCUUAUUUGCUUAUCAUAGGCUGCUAUUCUGUAGAAAAAUAUGAAGAAUGUCAUUGCUCCAGAAUAUGGGGUGAGAAAGAAUUGCACUUUUUUUUUAUAUAGUAAUGAAUUUGCUGUAAAGUUUUAGAUACUUUGUAAAUAUGGGACUGCUAGUACAGGGUAGUACUGUAUAUUGUGGGAAACUAGAUUUUGCAAGUUUAAUGCACUCAUUGGAAGCAGUUCUCACAGGAAGCACUUUCUGAAUAAGACACUUGUAUAAAAUUAGAGAGAGAGAAUGGUACCUUUAGCCAAAGAAGGUUGAAAUAGAUUAUUUAUAAGAUCGUUUUUAACAAUGUAUAUUAGUAUGUUUAACAAUACUGUAAACACUGAAAUAAGCAAGAAAGCAUAAGUUAUGUGUGUGAGAUAUAUAUUUUUAAAUCACAAGUAGUGUGAAUAAUUUGACUAGAGAAAUGGAAAGCUAUUUUGGAAGAUGUUCUAAGAUGAAUUUGGAAGAAAGCAGUUCUAUGAGGAACUUGGUAAGAUGCACAAUAGUUCAGAAGUUUUUAAUUGAAAUUCAGUCUUAUUCUAUCAUGAGGCUUUACAACUCAUUAUAAUGUUUAGGUUCAAGAAGCACUUGUUAUCCCAUACAUAUUAACUUGGGAUCUUUUGCACAUUUCAUAUUUCUCAUGUGCUGAAAUCGAGUGAUUAAUCUUGCAAAGUCUAGGUAACUUGGUAAUUGAUAGAUAUUUUUAAUGUUAUGGACCCUGUAAAGAAAUUUGGCACUUGGAUUUUAAUUAAUAAGAGGGAGAGCUACAGGGUUUUUUUUUUUUAAACUGAACUAUUUUAGAUCUUUUAUAGUUAGCGAACACUAAAUUGUAUGGCUUGUUUAUAAUUACUAGAAAAUGGAAGUCUCCUAUUUGUAUUUCUAGUGCAUACAGCCAUCCUGCUUUACUUUAGGUUAACAUGCUAAGCUAUUUUGUGUUCACUAAAUUUAACUAUCAGUUGAACACUGCAGCAAAUAGUAGCUUCAGGAAUAGUUUCAACUGCGAGUAUAUUAACUUGUGCAGUGGUUUUGAACUGUUUUUCCAAGUAGAUAAAGUUUUUAAACUCCAUUUUUUUGUACUGACGCCCGAGCAGACAAAUCAAGAGCUGAGUGGUUCACUUCCAUUAUGUAGGCAUAAACCAUCAUCAUUUAGCCUUUGUCUUAAGCAGAAAGUGCAUAGCAUGCAUAGCAUGAUAAUUUUAUCGAUUACUUAAUUGGAGUAAAUUUCAGAAUAGUACAGGAAAACAUGGGCUCUUUGGUGCCUUUUUUUUCCCUUUCUGUUUUGAAUUGUAGUAGUGCCCUACAGAUGCAGUUUAAACAAAAUGUAGGCUUCUUUAUCCAAAACUCCCACUGUGUUACAGUACUAAAAUAGUUUAAAAUAUGUAGCCUUUGGGGAUGGGACAUAAUGUAAAUGCCUUGAAAAGAACCGAAAGUGUGAAAGAUGAUAGCAACUAAUAAUGUGUAUGAUGAGGACAUACUUUAAAGAAUGUAAUUCCUCUGUAUAGUUAAAUGACAAAAAUCUUGAGGGAUUGUUUUUUCUUUUUUUGUAAUAAGAGAAUUUAUAUUUGUAAUGAUCUUAAGAAUUUUGUUUGUAAUCUGGUAUAUAGAAUUUUUACCUGGAGCACUUAUGAGUACUGUCAGAAAAGGUAUAUAGCAUUUGAAUUGACUUGUUUAAGUUUCAACAUUUUCUCUAGACAUUUUCUUCUUAAAUAUUCAAUGAACUAAAAAGGAAUAGGUAUUGGCUUUCCAAAAUUUAAAAUUUGAUGAACUUGUCUAAAAGAGGAAGGGCAGUAAGAAUAAAUGAUAGAAAUAGCUUUCAAUUAACAAAUAAUAAAGUGUAAUGUGUUGAAAAGUAAGAGUUUUCAUUUGUUUCCCUGGUCAGCUUUGGUCAACUCUAAUAUCAGUUUUAUUUGUAUAAUUGGAAAUAUAAGAAAUUAUUCAAAUUACUAUAGAAAUAUUUAAAUACUCUUGAUAUAAGCUAUAUACUUGGGCAAUGUACAUUGGCAUCUAAAAUUCGAGGUGUGUUAAGACUGCUUUUUGUUUUAAAAAUGUAGUUUACAUACAAAUUUUGGAAGUGUUUUAUGCUUCACAUGGCUCAGUUGUAGUUUGGCAGAACUAACAGCAUAAAAUAAAUAUGCUAUAAUUUUUAAAAUGCUUUGAAUAAAAAUAUUUUAAUUUAUAUUUUACAUGUUCAUUUUUGAACACUUUAUAAUAUGUCCUAUCAAGUGUACAAUAACCAUGAUAUAAAAAAAUUAAAAAGAUAGAAAUGCCA